AUGGACUCAUCAAAACUUUCAUAUGUUCUUGAGAACACUUACAUUCCUCCAUCUCCUACCAAGUUGGAACCAUCUGUUCCACCUUACCAUCCAUGUUUAAUUGUCCAGGACUCUCAAACUGAUGUUUCCAAGAUCAAGCCAUGUGGCUGUGCUGAUUCUUACUGUGUCAAAAACGCUCCUGAGUGGAUUCCUAGGGCUAAGCGUUGA
Molecule: messenger RNA, 207 nt
Organism: [Candida] anglica
Lineage: Eukaryota; Fungi; Ascomycota; Pichiomycetes; Serinales; Debaryomycetaceae
Source: the annotation of a GenBank genome assembly